Molecule: messenger RNA, 1033 nt
Organism: Drosophila grimshawi
Lineage: Eukaryota; Metazoa; Arthropoda; Insecta; Diptera; Drosophilidae
Gene: HHEX
Product: homeobox protein Hox-A7
Exons: 2
Coding region: 56-1033 (325 amino acids)
Biological process (GO): cell differentiation; regulation of transcription by RNA polymerase II
Molecular function (GO): RNA polymerase II cis-regulatory region sequence-specific DNA binding; DNA-binding transcription factor activity, RNA polymerase II-specific
Source: RefSeq, a predicted model, not a curated record
UAAACCCAACAACAACAACAACAACAGCAUAAAUAUACCUAACAAUCUGAAGAACAUGGAUAACAAUACGAUUAAGGCCAACAAAUCGGCAUUCUCCAUUGAUAACAUUUUGGAGCAUAAAACACAAAUCAGUGAAGCCACAAAAAAACCACAAACUCAAACACAAACACAAUCCCAGUCGCAGUCGAGUCCUGGCCCAGGACCAGUCACAGCCUUCACACCCACAUCCUCAACCAGCCCAGCAUCCAUAUAUGAUCUGUCACGCGACGCAGUCGCCGCCCAAUAUGCGCUCAAGAAUCUGGAGCAGAGUGCGGGCACACUGUUGACGCCGACAACGAUGCGCUUCAGUCCCGUUUACUCAGAUCCCGCCUCGUUAUUCUAUCAGCAGAUGCUGAAUCUGCAGAAGAAUUCUUCCCACUUCAUGACACACUUUCAAGCCGCUGCCGUCGCAGCAGCAGCCGCAGCACAACCAGCUGCCUAUUGUGAUCAAUAUAGCCCGUUCCUGGAUUGCGAAGGCUUCAGCAAUCCGGCAACUGCCGCCGCCGCCCUCUACUGCAAUGCAGCCUAUCCCGCGGCCAGUUUCUAUAUGUCCAACUUUGGGGUGAAGCGGAAGGGGGGCCAAAUACGGUUCACAUCGCAGCAGACGAAAAAUCUCGAGAAUCGUUUCUCCAGCUCGAAAUAUCUGUCGCCGGAGGAGCGUCGCCAUUUGGCGCUGCAGCUGAAGCUGACGGAUCGCCAGGUGAAGACCUGGUUCCAGAAUCGUCGCGCCAAAUGGCGGCGCGCCAACCAAACCAAGCGCAGCGCCAAUGCAAAUGCCUCCGUUGCUGCCACUGCCACAGCUGCCACGCCCAGUUCGAAUAGCAGCAGCAGCAGCUCCGCCUACGCACAGUCGGCAGCCAGCCGGAAUGUGCAGCAGACGCAGAGCGAUGAUGAGGAUCGCAUGUAUCUGUCCGAGGAUGAGGAAGAUGAUGACGACGAGGAGGAGGAUGUCCAGGUGGAGCCGGAGCAGACUUGCAAACCCGUCAUAAGCUAA